Messenger RNA from Corticium candelabrum, 2448 nucleotides. RefSeq lists its product as uncharacterized. The transcript has 11 exons. NCBI's taxonomy places the organism in Eukaryota, Metazoa, Porifera, Homoscleromorpha, Homosclerophorida, Plakinidae. The coding region runs from base 176 to 2266 and encodes 696 amino acids. The record is from RefSeq and is a predicted model, not a curated record. Gene Ontology annotation, biological process: signal transduction.
UUGGACAACCCACAAUGCCGAGCACAGAAGACCUACUAAAGACACUUCAGAUAUACGGGACAUACAAUGUUGUCAUGUGAGUUGACAAGCCAAUCAUCGGAGAGCAGCGGGCACUUCAAACUUUGAGUCAUUUGUGUUUCUCUUCGUACGCUUUCGUGGAGACAUCUUUAUCGCUAUGAUACACAUAUCGAAGGUAGACGAGUCCAACACCGUUAGACUCGUCGUCACGCGUCAACUGAAGGAGCUGGGUUUGAAACUGCCACGUAAACUCAGCCUACCGUUGGCGAUGCCACUCGGGGUCGGAAAGCCCGACAGUCAGCUUGGUUUGCCAUUAAUCUCAAAGUAUUUCAAGAAGAAAGUCCACGUUACUCACGGAAUAGUAAAGAUACCAAAGAUUCUGCACGACACGGUUACAUUUCUGCAACAUCAUCUACAUACAGAAGGUCUGUUCAGAAAGACGGGAUCACUCAGUCGACAACGCGAACUUCUCUCGUUCAUGGACAGAGGAGCAAUGAUUCCCGGCGACUCACACACUCACGACGUCGCCAAUUUGAUGAAACGUUUCUUCAGGGAGCUGCCCGAGCCUCUGCUUACCAAUCGGUUGUUGUCAUGUUUCGAGGAUGCGUACAAUAUGUUUCAUACCGACAAGGAGAAAUUCCACAAGGUUGUCUUGCUGCUGUGUCUGCUCUUGCCUCAAGAUCACAGACACACACUCGAAUGGACGUCACACUUCAUGGCAUCCGUAGCUGCCAAUUCGGACCACAACAAGAUGGACAUUGACAACCUCGCCACCGUCCUAUCCCCAAACAUCAUGAGAUGCACAAAAAUUGCCGUCCCCACUCGUAACCAACUCCGUGCCUAUAAAGCCGUCGUCAUUGCUUUUAUUGAAGUCAACGAGUUGAUUGGCUAUUUGCCUCAGGACGUCUACGACAGCACCACACGUCUGAGUCUCCAUCGAUGUCGGAAUGAGAGUGAGAAGGGAGACGACGAAGUCAAGAGUGGUGAAGUCGGCGAAGGCAGCGGGGAGGCGACGACGACGGACGGGAAAGGUUUGGAGGAAUUGGGAGCGAAGAUGAAAAGAAGGAAGAGGCGGAGCGGCUCUCUGUCUGGAUUCAUUAGUGGAAUUGGUCACAGUCUCGGUCGGCUCGCUGGAUCACGAAAGAAUGGAUCGAGGAAAUUAAGUCGGCCUACGGCCAUGGAGCUCCACGAUCGACUUAUACAUGUUGAUAAUGAAUUCCAACAAACUGAGGAGACCGAAGACAGGGAAGAGGAUACCAUGGAAGUUGAUAGUCCAUUGCCACAGCCUCGUUUGAUACCGAUUUUAGAUGGUAGAUCAAUACAUAGAGCAACGACUGCAGAACGAGUUACAACUCUAGUCCACGAAAGAACGUCAGAACAGCAAGCCUGUCGGUCUCCGGGGAAGAGGAAAGCUACAGAAGAACCCGGAUUAUUCUCUGCAAGCAAACGACAAGCUAUUUUGCGGAGGGGUGUCCUUCCUAGUAUGGCAUUGAACUUGGGCAAGUCCAGCAGUCAGUCAUCUCACCUCAUGAGUGAUGGUCACGUGACUGUGACGCCAGGGAGAGUGUUGAGAGCUUAUUUUCCGACGCCAGUGAGCGAUGUGACGAGUGAAUCGGAAAUGCCAAUUGUUGAAUGCUGUGAUGCUCAGACAGCUGACGGGUGUAUUGUCGCUGAUGGUUGUAAUGAGGUUGGUGGAGGUCUAGUGCCUCAACCUUAUAAAUGGAAGAUGUCUCCACAUGGGGGAAAGAAAUUGAAGAAAGCAAAGAAGAGAAAUUCAGGAUUAUUCAAGUCGAAGACCAACGAGCACGAACAAAGCCAAGACGAGCUCACCAUAAAAGAAAACAGUCCCACAGACAGCGGCAGCCAACCCGUUACACCAAUGUCAACCUCCAGUGUGAAGAAGCGACCGUCAUUAUCAAAGCGACUGAAACGACUGAGUGGCUCAAUGUUUCGUUCACCCGCUCGUCUCAUCAAAUCCAAGAGCGAGGACAACCUCGCCGACCAUACAGCCAUGCACGGCGUCGGAGCUCGUCUGGCCGGUGCAACGCUCAGCAUCUGCAGUGCAGAAGACGACACGACCGAACAUCCAUGCGUCAUACGAGGAGGAACAUCAAACGUUCUCAAAGAGCUGCAGAGUCCAGGUGACACGCAGCAUGGUCGUGGCUUGCGCAGGCGCAGUAGAAGCCUUCAGUAUUUAGCGUCCGACUCUAGCCCGGUUGUUCAGUCAGUGACCGAGUGGAUUAUUUAGCAACAUCUGGGAUAUUAGCAAUUACGGCAUCUUAGGAUGAUAACGUCGAUAAUGACCAAUGGAUUGAGUAGGUAUAGAGCGAUGUUUGGUAGAUUUAUAUUGGCAAACUGUAUUGGGGGUUAAGCGAUAAUAUUUAGUUGUGUUACUGUGCAAUAGAAUGGACGGUGCCAUGAGUGUUUGAA